AUUCGCCGAACACAUCACGUGUGAGGGCUAGCCAGCCGUAUCAUGAAUCUUAUCCCUGCCAUGGUCUUCUUCUCUGACUAGUUAGAUAUCACUCCAAUAGCUUCAAAAAUUCUUAGGUCCAAGUGCAUUGAUAAAUCGGUAUAUAUACAUAUAUACAUACAGGGGUAAACACGGAGGACGUAUACGCAGCGCACACCGGAGUAAGUAUACUGGACUCACUACAGGAUGAGGAAGCUCGUCGUCGUCUUCUUCCUCUGCUCUCUCCUCUCGGCCACAGCCACCGCCGAGCCAUCCCCGGACCCAACCAACAAGGACUGCCACCCAGGCGACAAAUCAGCGCUCCUCGCCGUCAAAUCCGCCCUCGGCAACGCCUACCACUUCGCGUCAUGGACGCCCUCCACCCCGUGCUGCGACUGGUACAACAUCCACUGCUCCCCCACCACCGGCCGCGUCGUCAGCCUCGCCGUCUUCCAGGACGCCAACCUCACGGGCACCAUCCCCAACGCCAUCGCUGGGCUCGCCCACCUCGAGACCCUCGUGCUCCACCACCUCCCGGCUCUCUCCGGCCCCAUACCGCCGGCGGUCGGGAAGCUCUCCAACCUCUCCAGCCUCACCGUCUCCUGGACCGCCGUCUCCGGUCCCGUCCCGGCCUUCCUCGCCGCGCUGAAGAAGCUCACCUUCCUCGACCUCUCCUUCAACUCGCUCACGGGGAACAUCCCGGCGGCGUUGGGGACCGUCCCGGGCCUCUCCGGCAUCAACCUCAGCCGCAACCGCCUCACGGGCCCCAUCCCGGCGGCGCUCCUCGGUAAUAACUCCUCCGCGGACCAGGUCUACCUCUGGAUGUCCCACAACAACCUCACGGGCCCCAUCCCGGCGGAGUUCGCCGCCGUCAGAUUCGCGCAUCUCGACCUCUCCCGCAACGGCCUGACUGGCUCCGGCGGCGGCGCGGCGGGGCUCUUCGGCCAAGGGAAGGAACUGCAGUACCUAGAUCUCUCACGGAACGCGCUUGAUUUCGACCUGUCGGCGGUGGUGUUUCCCGACGGGAUCUACUUCCUCGACGUGAGCCACAACGCCAUCCGCGGCGGAAUCCCGGCGCAGGUGGCGGAUUUGGGGAACCUGCAGUUCUUCAAUGUCAGCUACAACAGGCUCUGCGGCCAGGUGCCUGCCGGCGGGAACAUGGAGAGACUUGAUGUCUACAACUUCCAGCAUAACAAAUGCCUCUGCGGUGCUCCCCUCGCUCCCUGCAAGAAGUUGUAAAAUCCAUCUGACCGGCCGUCUGACUGACAGAGCGACCAAGUGAAGUGUUCAUAUGGAUUCAGUUAUGAAAUAAAGCCAAGAUGGUUAAUUAUGUCUUUCGGUGUAUCAGUGAAGUUGUCGGCUAAUUUUUGUCGGUCAGUAUAAAAUCAUCUGGCCCGGCUGACAGAGCGACCAAUUUCUUUGUGAGGGUCUUGCAAUUUCGGAGUACUUGUUAAUGGACAUCAUGAGACACCUGGUCUAACAGAGAAAUCUGUUUUUUGGAAGAUCAGACAAAAUUUAUUUCUCAGAAGUCAGAAGCGAAGUACAUAGUGCAGUGUGACAUUGAACACGAUAAUGAAUUGCAUUACAGGUAAAACAGGGCAAGAGGAAGCUCUGUGUGCAGAGUUUUAUGCAGGCUAUAGAAGGGUUGGAAGCUUUGUCUAAACGCCUGCCUCUAGAAGAUAAAUUAUGAGACACAGUGUUGCAAUCUCUAGAUACAUGCAGAAUGACGUCAGAGCCUUGAGUUUCAUUAAAGAUCCUGUCCAGAAGGGGUUAAGCUCCCAAUGACCUGUGUGGCCUUGAAGAUUUUUUUUGAAACGGCCUUGAAGAUGUCUUGAGGUCUUGAAGCUGCUGCCUGAGCAAGGAUGAGAUUGUCUGUUAAGAGAGCUCCACUUUGAAGAUUCAGAUUCCUCUUGAUGAAGGCAAAUGCUCUGGUUAAGAAUGUAAAGAAUAACAGACGCAAAUGCUCUGGUUGUUGCUAACAAUUGGUUCAGACCUGAUAAACCUAGGAGAAGAGAACCAAUCAGCUUUUCUUUUGCCGGAAGAGCAUACCUUAUGAGUCUCCAAGCGAAGGUUUGGAUUUUGGGGAUCAUUUGUUUGGAUGCCCAAAUGGCUCGAAGAAUGGAGAUCUCUUGCACAAAAGGAAGCUGUCUGAUGGGAAUAGACUUCCUGCACUAAAAUCUUAUAAGCACUUUUAGAGGAACAAAGACCUCGAGAUUUAUGCUUCCAGCAUAAAAAAUCUUGGUCUUCAGACUGAAAAAUAGAAGUGUUAAGAAUAGAGACAGCAGCUUGAGGGCUAAAGAGGAGGCGGAUAAGAUUUGCAUCCCAAGUUUUAGUACUUGUACACCAAAGAUCCUUCAAUACCGAGGGAUGAACAAAUCCAGGUUGCUGAACAUUCAGGUCAUCUAUAUUAUCACACCAAGGCAUGCUCCAAACUGAAAUAUUACCAUCCAUAAUUUGUUAAAAGCAGGAGUUUCCCAUAAGAUGCCAUACCUUGAGGAUGGAAACCGAGAAAGGACUUGACUUCUACUUCCUCCGUUCCAUAUUAAGUGACUCAAAUUUGUCCAAAUAUGAAUUAAUAUAGGACGGAGAGAGUAUAUGGUAGUCUGUGGUUGGUACUUGGCCUUGAGAGUUGAGAAUGAGAGCCAACAUGUUUUGAGGGCCAUGAACGAUUUCUCGAAGCAGCUAACAGAUGAGGCAACAUUGGUGGUUUGGAUACUCUUGGCACCAAGACCUUCCUCCUGACAGAGAAAUCAUGGAUCUGAAUUCAUGGUUGAAUAAGAUAAAUUUAUUUUAACAUUUGUUUUUCUUUAGUGUAUAAAAACAAUUGCUUGACUAUUGGAGCAUUUUAAAACCUUAACU
Brachypodium distachyon (stiff brome) is the source of this 2877-nucleotide messenger RNA. RefSeq names its product polygalacturonase inhibitor. The record is from RefSeq and is a predicted model, not a curated record. NCBI's taxonomy places the organism in Eukaryota, Viridiplantae, Streptophyta, Magnoliopsida, Poales, Poaceae. Bases 226 to 1257 code for a protein of 343 amino acids. Gene Ontology annotation, molecular function: protein binding. The transcript has a single exon.